AUGGGAAAUUCUAACGUCUCACAAAAGUUUUCAUCCCUCCAACCAGUUCCAUUGGUUGAUACGGAUAAGAGAUUUAAAUUUUGGAAAUUAUAUGAUGGUGUUUUUCAGAAGAAUGUUCAAAGUGAUAAUAGAAAUGUUUCUGUUUUUGAAUUUGAAUUAACGGAUAAACAAGCUAAAGAUUUACCAAAGAUUUUGAGACAACAAAAGAAUGAAAAUGAUAAUCAAACUGCGGAAAAGCCAAAAACUAAAAUUUCACCAUUGGAUGAGGAACCUGCAAAAACAAUUAUUGAGUGUGCUAGAAGAGGAAUGAAGUUUUUAAAAACUCUUAGACAUCCAUCAAUUUUGAAAUAUGUUGAUGACAUUGAGUUGAAUAAUUCACACUUUUAUAUAGCUACAGAGCCUGUUGUACCCCUCAGAUCUGUUUUGCCAUCAUUGGAAAUGUCGGAAAUUUUGUUGGGAUUACUUCAAAUAUCUGUGAGUAUUUUAGUUUGA
Naegleria gruberi is the source of this 492-nucleotide messenger RNA. RefSeq lists its product as uncharacterized. The record is from RefSeq and is a predicted model, not a curated record. NCBI's taxonomy places the organism in Eukaryota, Heterolobosea, Eutetramitea, Acrasida, Naegleriidae. The coding region runs from base 1 to 492 and encodes 163 amino acids. The transcript has a single exon.